AUGCUUUUGAUAGCUUGCGGAAUAAGACUUUUGACGUUGGUCAUCACCCUGAUGUAUCUGGCUCCGUCUACCGGAGAUGAAGACGAAGACGAAUUUGAACUGCCCGAUUCGUUUGCUUUGGGCGAAUUAGCUCCAGAAGUUCUUGACUAUAACCUCUUGGAUGCAGUCACUAUUCCACUUCAAGACCCGAAAACUCAAUAUGUGGACGAAAGCGAAGACGGUUUUCCCGCUUUCGGUUUCCGGGCGGGAGCCGACGUGAAAAUGGCUUACAAACAAAUUUUGCCGGACUCGUUGAGCGAAGAAUUUUCCAUCCUGCUUAACGUCAAACCGAAAACCAGCAAAGGUGGCUUCGUGUUUGCUAUAAUUAAUUCUAUGGAGACCGUUGUAGAAUUGGGAGUAAGAAUAUCGCCGGAAAACGGAUCAACAACAACCCUGUCACUGUACUACUCGGACGCUGAAAUACCAUCGAACACAUUGGCCAACUUUACAGUGCCGAAAUUUACACACAAAUGGACCAAGUUUGCUUUUAGAGUUACACCGAAUGACGUCACGUUGUUUUUCAAUUGCUCCGAAACCGAAACCGCGCCGCUGGUAAGGAAACUCGGUAAGAUUACUUUUGGCAGUGCUUCCACCUUGUAUUUGGCCCAAGCUGGACCUUUGAUUGGCGAACCAUUCGAGGUGGAAAGGACAGAUUACCCUCCGUACCGGAAAGAAGACUCCGGCGAAGGUUUAGGGACGUUUCCGCCUCCGCCGCCACCGCCAGACGGUAAGAUCUGUUUCUGCGGCUCUGAUAACGAGAAUUGUUGUAAUUUUCUUUUUAAUGAACCACAAGCUGCGGGAAGAUUUAAGGGCGAAAAGGGUGAUAGGGGUCAAAGGGGGUCACCGGGAGAAGCUAUCAGAGGUCCUCCUGGACCUCCGGGACCACCAGGAUUACCAGGAGUACAAGCACCAGAGACCAUUUGCACAUGUAACAUCACUUCAAUCCUCAGCACAAUGGGGAUUAAUUUGCCAUAUUCACCAGCCAUACCAUCAAUAUCAGGAAAAGAAGGAUUGCCUGGUUUGCGAGGAGAACCAGGAAGACCUGGAGAGAAGGGACCUAUGGGACCUAGGGGAGAAAAAGGAGAAAGAGGUGAACGAGGACCUCCUGGCCCACCAGGACCACCUGGAAGCAGAGGUGAGCAAGGAAAAGAUGGUGCGCCAGGUUUACCAGGUCCGCCUGGACCUACAGGACCUCCGGGGCCUACAGAAAUUGAUGGUGUAAAUGGUUCAGGCGCACCGAUAAUCCGGCCGGGUAUUCCUGGUAGUAAAGGUGAACCCGGACAACCGGGCGAAACGGGAUCGAAGGGUGAAAAAGGACAGAGUGGCACCAAAGGGACUACAGGCUCCAAAGGUGACAGAGGAGAUCGGGGGUUGCCUGGCGAAAAAGGGGCACAAGGUGUGAAAGGUGAAUCUGGAUUGGAUGGUUUUCCUGGUACGCCAGGUACUCAGGGUACCAAAGGUGAUGUUGGUCCGCCAGGUCCUCCAGGAAUUCCAGGUGUUCUGACCAAUGGCAGCAAUUCUACCGCACUUAUCACUUGUCCACCUGGACCGCCUGGUGUUGAUGGACGGCCUGGACUUAAAGGCGAAAUGGGCGAAAAAGGGCCGCGAGGACAGCCAGGACCUCAAGGACUUCCUGGCGAAAAAGGAGACGCUGGUACUGACGGUGCCAUAGGGCCUGUAGGGCCUCCCGGGUCCAAGGGGGAGAGAGGAGAACGAGGCCCUCCGGGAGAGUUGUUUUUGAAAAAGGGAGAGGGCGGUGAAGAGCAGAUUAUCACGUUAAAGGAAACAUUAAAGUUAGCAGAACAUUUACAAAAACAAAUAAGUAAACAACCCCAAUCAUCCAUUUAUAAUAAGUUUGAUAUUUCUGAGCAAUUCUUGUAUUGCUUGCUGAAAGCAACCAGUCUUGGGCUAAUAGAAAAGCAAAAACGAAAGAAGCCCCCAGAGAAGAAAACUCCGUUGUCAAUACAACAUCAUCAGUAA
Molecule: messenger RNA, 2019 nt
Organism: Ceutorhynchus assimilis (cabbage seed weevil)
Lineage: Eukaryota; Metazoa; Arthropoda; Insecta; Coleoptera; Curculionidae
Source: the annotation of a GenBank genome assembly